AUGGAGGGGCACGCGGUCAGGGGGCCGCUGCACAGGCAGUGGGACUUGGAGAGGAAGCACGCCAAGCAGGCUGAGGCCAGGCUUAGCCAGCAGCUGCAGAGACUCGAGCGGACCUACCUGGGCCACCUGAGGCUGCUGGCCUGGGAGCAGCGGCAGCUGCAGAAGCAGCUGCAGAGGCUGCAGCAAGGUAUUCAUUUCCUCAAAGCAGCCGGCAAGGGAAAGUGCCCCUCCUACUCCGGGAACAGAGUGCAGCAGAGACCAGGAGGUGCCCCCGUGCGCCCGCAGCAGGGAGGGGACCUCAGGGCCCCCCGGGCCACUGGAGCCAGAGCCCUGGCCACCAACACAGCCCAGGAAGCACGUGGGGGCUGCCCCCGGGCCUCCUCCCGCCACGAUGGCCUCGGGGGCCCCGUGAGAAGCGAGGAGCAGUCGCCGCCUCAAAGCCAUGUGACCUCCCACCUCACAGGGGAGACGCCGCCCAACCAAGCCGUCGCCCCCGGCUCCACAGCCCCCGGCCCCGAGGCCAGCCCAGCCGGUGACCAUGGCAGGGCCCUCGGCGAGGCCAGACCAGAGGCCACAGGCCUGCAGCCCGGCCUCAGCGCCGGGGAGCACACGUCCCCGGGGACCCCCUCCUUCCGCGAGGUGUUGGCAAGGGCCGCCAACGCCCAUUACCUGCGGCACCGGGUGCCCCCUGAGGCUGAGCGGCUGCUCAGCAUGGGGGAGAUAUUUGGGCACGGGGGUCCCGGGACCCCACGCAGGGCGCCUGGAGGUCACCUCUCCGACCCUCCCGUCCCCUCAGAGUAACACGUCAGCCACUAGAGACACGUGCGCAGUUUUAUUUCCGACCGUUUCC
Eptesicus fuscus (big brown bat) is the source of this 850-nucleotide messenger RNA. It is a transcript of the gene CCDC190, whose product is annotated as coiled-coil domain containing 190. Lineage: Eukaryota; Metazoa; Chordata; Mammalia; Chiroptera; Vespertilionidae. The record is from RefSeq and is a predicted model, not a curated record. The coding region runs from base 1 to 801 and encodes 266 amino acids. The transcript is spliced from 3 exons.